CCGCCGCCGCCGCCGCAGCCUCUGUUGGCGCAAGUGCGGCGCGCGCGGUGGGGAGGGGGCGCGGCGGAGCGCGAGGUUGGCGUCCGGCCACGGGGGAUUAAGUUUCUCGGUUGCGCGUGAGUGUGUCUGCGCGUUUAUUCCGAAGCUCCUCGACGGGCCGUUACUCGAGAAGAGAGAGAACGUGGGCGAGGCCAGGCACUCGGAGUCCCCGGAGACCCCGGCUCCGCAGCCUCUGCCCCCGUUCGUCCCCGCGCGGGGGCAGCUGCCACGGGCCGGAGUUCCAUUUUGGUGGCUGUUUAUAGAGAAGUACACUGAACAUUGAAAAAAACAUGUUAGACACUAUAGACAAAACCCGGGCCCUGCAGGCUGCAGAGCGCUUGCAAGCCAAGCUGCGAGAGCGUGGGGAUGUGGCCAAUGAAGACAAACUGAACCUUCUAAAGUCAGUCUUGCAGAGCCCACUCUUCAGUCAGAUUCUGAGCCUUCAGACUUCUGUGCAGCAGCUGAAAGACCAGGUAAACAUUGCAACAUCGGCCAUUUCAAAUGCAGAAUGUGCCCAUAUUUCGCAUAUCACCCCAGCUACAGCUGUGCAAAAUGAAUUGUUUUUAUCAUCCCAAAACAAUGGUAAUCUGGAAGCCCUUACAACUUCAGGUACUCCACACAUCAAUGGGAAACAUGCUUGUGAUGAAUUUGAUCAACUUAUUAAAAAUAUGGCCCAGGGUCGCCACGUAGAAGUCUUCGAGCUCCUCAAACCUCCCUGCGGAGGCCUCGGGUUCAGUGUUGUGGGACUGAGGAGUGAAAACCGGGGGGAACUGGGGAUAUUUGUGCAAGAGAUCCAAGAGGGCAGUGUGGCCCACAGAGAUGGAAGACUGAAGGAAACUGAUCAGAUCCUUGCUAUCAACGGACAGGCACUUGACCAGACAAUCACACAUCAGCAAGCUAUCAGCAUCCUUCAGAAAGCCAAAGAAAAUGUGCAGCUGGUUAUUGCCAGAGGCUCACUGCCUCAGCUCAUCAGCCCCAUCAUCUCCCGGUCCCCGUCUGCGGCCAGCACAAUUUCAGCUCACUCUAAUCCGGUUCACUGGCAGCAUGUGGAAACCAUUGAAUUGGUGAAUGAUGGAUCUGGCCUAGGGUUUGGCAUUGUAGGAGGCAAAGCAACUGGCGUGAUAGUGAAGACCAUUCUGCCUGGAGGGGUGGCUGAUCAGCACGGGCGAUUAUGCAGUGGAGACCACAUUCUAAAGAUUGGUGACACUGAUCUAGCAGGAAUGAGCAGUGAGCAAGUAGCACAAGUCCUGCGGCAGUGUGGGAACAGAGUGAAACUGGUGAUAGCCAGAGGCGCCCUUGAGGAACCGGCAGCGCCCCCCGGGUGCUCGUCCCCAUGCUCUACACCGGAGAUGCGGGUUGAUGCUUCCACUCAGAAAAGUGAAGAAAGUGAGACAUUUGAUGUCGAACUCACUAAAAAUGUCCAAGGAUUAGGAAUUACCAUUGCUGGUUACAUUGGAGAUAAAAAAUUAGAACCUUCAGGAAUCUUUGUAAAGAGCAUUACAAAGAGCAGUGCUGUUGAGCAUGAUGGAAGAAUCCAAAUUGGAGACCAAAUCAUAGCAGUGGAUGGCACAAACCUUCAGGGUUUUACCAAUCAACAAGCAGUGGAGGUGUUGCGGCACACAGGACAAACUGUGCACCUGACACUAAUGAGGAGAGGGGCGAAGCAGGAGGCUGAGCUUGCGUCCAGGGAGGACGGCGCCGAAGACGCCGUAUUGUCUCCUGUUAAUGCCAGCAUAAGCAAAGGGUAUCCAUUACUGUUAGCUGAGAUAGAAGAAGUAGAACACCCACCACAACAGGAAGCUGCCCUGCUGGCAAAGUGGCAAAGGAUUAUGGGACUUAAUUAUGAAAUUGUGGUGGCCUGUGUGAGCAAGUUCAGUGAGAACAGUGGGUUGGGGAUAAGUCUGGAAGCAACAGUGGGACACCAUUUUAUCCGGUCUGUUCUACCCGAAGGUCCUGUCGGACACAGUGGGAAGCUUUUCAGUGGAGAUGAGCUGUUGGAAGUGAAUGGCAUAACUUUGCUUGGGGAAAAUCACCAAGAUGUGGUGAAUAUUUUAAAAGAAUUGCCUAUAGAAGUAACCAUGGUGUGCUGUCGCCGAACUGUGCCCCCUGCCACCCAAUCCGAAUUGGAGAGCCUGGACUUGUGUGACAUUGAAAUAACAGAAAAGCCUCAUAUAGAUCUAGGCGAGUUCAUCGGGUCUUCGGAGACAGAGGAUCCUGUGCUGGAGAUGACCGAUGUGGGUCAGAAUGCACAGAAGGUUCAAGGACCCUUGGCCAUGUGGGAGGCUGGUGUCCAGCACAUCGAGCUGGAGAAAGGGAGCAGAGGACUCGGUUUCAGCAUUUUAGAUUAUCAGGAUCCAAUUGAUCCAGCAAGCACUGUGAUCGUAAUUCGUUCUUUGGUGCCUGGUGGCGUUGCUGAAAAGGAUGGACGCCUUCUUCCUGGAGACCGACUCAUGUUUGUCAAUGAUGUUAACUUGGAAAACAGCAGUCUUGAAGAAGCUGUGCAGGCACUGAAGGGUGCACCGUCAGGAAUUGUGAAAAUAGGAGUUGCCAAGCCUUUGCCACUCUCACCAGAAGAAGGCUAUGUUUCUGCUAAGGAGGAUUGCUUUCUCUACCCCCCACACUCCUGUGAGGAGGAAGGGCUGGCUGACAAAGCCCUCUUCAGGGCUGACUUGGCUCUGGUGGACACAAAUGAUGCUGACCUAGCAAAUGAGUCUGCAUUUGAGUCUCAGUACUCUCCUGAUAAUGACAGUAUCUACUCUACUCCAGCCUCUAUUUUAUCUCUUCAUGGCAGUGCUUGUAGUGAUGGCCUGAACUAUGGUCCCUCCCUUCCAUCUUCUCCUGCCAAGGAUGUUACUGAGAAUUCUUCAGAUCCAGUACUUGACCUGCACAUGUCCUUGGAAGAAUUGUACACCCAGAGUCUCCUGCAAAGACAGGAUGAGAGUCCACCUUUAGGAGACUUGAGCAUGAGGCCCGCUUCUGGCUUCACCAUAAAUGACUAUGCCCCCGCAAAUGCUAUCGAACAACAGUAUGGCUGUGAAAACCUGAGAGUGUGGGCUGAAUCUCACCUCCCAAAUGAUGUUAUAGCAAGUGCAGCACUUACUUCUCCUCUGCUACCUGACCCAAGCGGAAAGGGCUCUGAGUUCUUAAAUCAACAGAGCUCUCUGGCCUCUGCUGCUGAGUGCGUCAUGCUUCAAAAUAUGGCCAAAGAAUCUUUUGAGAGGACCAUUAUUAUAGCAAAAGGCAAUUCUAGCCUAGGGAUGACAGUAAGUGCUAAUAAAGAUGGCCUGGGAGUGAUUGUUCGCAGCAUUAUUCACGGAGGUGCCAUUAGUCGAGACGGCAGGAUUGCCGUUGGGGACUGCAUCUUGUCUAUUAAUGAAGAAUCUACCAUCAGUUUGACCAACGCCCAGGCACGAGCCAUGCUGAGAAGACAUUCUCUCACUGGGCCUGACAUAAAGAUCACUUACGUGCCUGUGGAGCGUUUGGAAGACUUUAGAGUGAAGUUGGGAGGACACCCCGGAGGGAUGAUGGCACUGGAUAUGUUUUCUUCAUACGCUGGCAGAGACAUUCCAGAAUUGCCGGAGCGAGAAGAAGGAGAGGGAGAAGAAAGUGAACUUCAGAAUGCAGCGUACAGCAGUUGGAAUCAGCCCCGGCGGGUUGAGCUUUGGAGAGAACCAAGCAGAUCCUUGGGUAUCAGCAUUGUUGGUGGACGAGGGAUGGGGAGCCGUCUGAGCAACGGUGAAGUGAUGAGGGGCAUUUUCAUCAAACAUGUUCUUGAAGAUAGUCCAGCUGGGAAAAAUGGAACCUUGAAACCUGGAGACAGAAUAGUAGAGGUGGAUGGCAUGGACCUCAGAGAUGCAAGCCACGAACAAGCUGUGGAAGCCAUUCGGAAAGCAGGCAACCCUGUAGUCUUUAUGGUACAGAGCAUUAUAAACAGACCAAGGAAACCCCCCUUGCCUUCCUUGCCGCACAACCUUUACCCUAAGUUCAGCUUCAGCAGCACUAACCCAUUUGCUGACUCUCUGCAGUUCAACUCCGACAAGGCACCCAGUCAGUCGGAAACAGAGCCAGCAAAGGCUCCAUCGCGCAGUGUGCCUCCACCCCCUCCUCCAGCGUUUGCUGAGAUGAGCAGUGACCAAGCCCCGCCAUCUGCGAGCAAAGUCUCAGAAGUGGACAAAGAGGAUGAGUUUGGGUAUAGCUGGAAAAAUAUCAGAGAACGUUAUGGAACUCUCACAGGCGAGCUGCAUAUGAUUGAACUGGAGAAAGGUCGAAGUGGUUUGGGUCUCAGUCUUGCUGGGAACAAAGACCGAUCCAGAAUGAGUGUCUUUAUAGUGGGGAUUGAUCCAAAUGGAGCAGCUGGGAAAGAUGGUCGAUUACAGAUUGCAGAUGAGCUUCUAGAGAUCAAUGGUCAAAUUUUAUAUGGAAGAAGUCAUCAGAAUGCUUCAUCAAUCAUUAAAUGUGCCCCUUCUAAAGUAAAAAUAAUUUUUAUCAGAAAUAAAGAUGCAGUGAGUCAGAUGGCUGUAUGUCCUGGAAAUACAAUAGAAGCUUUGUCUUCUACCUCAGAGAAUCUUCAAAAUAAGGAGGCUGAACCAAGCGUUGCAACUUCUGAGGCAGCUGUGGACCUGAGUUCAUUUAAAAAUGUGCAACACCUGGAGCUUCCCAAGGAUCAAGGGGGUUUGGGCAUCGCUAUCAGUGAGGAGGACACUCUCAGCGGAGUCAUCGUAAAGAGUUUAACAGAGCAUGGCGUGGCAGCCAAGGACGGACGGCUCAGAGUUGGAGACCAGAUCCUGGCUGUAGAUGAUGAAGUUGUUGUUGGCUAUCCUGUUGAAAAGUUUAUUAGCCUUCUGAAAACAGCAAAGACAACAGUGAAACUUACCAUUCGUUCUGAGAAUCCAGAUUCCCAGGCUCUUGCUUCAGCAGCUGGUACAACCAAUGAAGAAAAAAAGAACAGUUCCCAGUCUGCAGUGGUCCCACGAGCUGGCUCCCCAGAACCAGAGCCCGUCCGAGGUACAAGCAGGUCAUCAACACCAGCAGUCUUUGCUUCUGACCCCACCACCUGCCCCAUUAUCCCAGGCUGCGAGACUACGAUUGAGAUCUCCAAAGGGCGGACGGGGCUGGGCCUGAGCAUCGUCGGGGGGUCCGACACACUUCUGGGUGCCAUUAUUAUCCAUGAAGUUUAUGAAGAAGGAGCGGCGUGUAAAGAUGGAAGACUCUGGGCUGGUGAUCAGAUUUUAGAGGUGAAUGGAAUUGACUUGAGAAAGGCCACACAUGAUGAAGCGAUAAAUGUCCUGAGACAGACGCCACAAAGAGUACGCCUGACACUCUACAGAGAUGAGACCCCAUACAAAGAGGAGGACGUGUGUGACACCCUCACUGUUGAGCUGCAGAAGAAACCCGGGAAAGGCCUGGGGUUGAGCAUUGUUGGUAAAAGAAAUGACAGUGGAGUAUUUGUGUCAGACAUUGUCCAAGGAGGAAUUGCAGAUGCUGAUGGAAGACUGAUGCAGGGAGACCAGAUACUCAUGGUGAAUGGAGAGGAUGUUCAUAAUGCCACCCAGGAAGCUGUUGCUGCUUUGCUGAAGUGUUCCCUAGGGACAGUGACCUUGGAAGUAGGAAGAAUCAAAGCUGGACCGUUCCAUUCAGAGCGGAGGCCCUCUCAGAGCAGCCAGAUGAGUGAAUGCAGCCUGUCAUCCUUCACUUUCCCGCUUUCUGGAUCCAGUGCAUCUGAGUCGCUGGACAGUAAUUCAAAGAAGAAUGCACUAGCAUCUGAAAUACAGGGAUUAAGAACAGUUGAAAUAAAAAAGGGGCCUUCCGAUUCACUGGGAAUCAGCAUUGCUGGGGGAGUGGGUAGCCCGCUUGGUGACGUCCCCAUAUUUAUCGCCAUGAUGCACCCGAAUGGAGUGGCAGCUCAGACCCAGAAACUCAGAGUUGGGGACAGGAUUGUCACUAUUGGUGGCACAUCCACUGAGGGCAUGACUCACACCCAGGCAGUUAACUUACUGAAAAGUACCCCUGGCUCCAUUGAAAUGCAGGUGGUUGCCGGAGGAGACGUGAGCGUGGUCACGGGUCAGCAGCAGGAGCCGGCCAGCUCCAGCCUUUCUCUCUCUGGGCUGACGUCAAGCAGUAUAUUUCAGGAUGAUUUAGGACCUCCUCAGUGUAAGUCUAUUUCACUAGACCGAGGACCAGAUGGCUUGGGCUUCAGUAUAGUAGGAGGACAUGGCAGCCCUCAUGGAGACUUACCCAUUUAUGUUAAAACAGUGUUUGCGAAGGGAGCAGCCUCCGAAGAUGGGCGUCUGAAAAGGGGUGAUCAGAUCAUCGCUGUCAAUGGGCAGAGCCUGGAAGGGGUGACCCACGAAGAGGCCGUCGCCAUCCUGAAGCGGACGAAAGGCACUGUCACACUGGUGGUUCUCUCCUGAAGUUCACCCCCUCUCACUUGCAUGUCACACUAACGAGAAAGGGACUGGUCUUUUGGGAGGCUUCUCCCAUGCGGUGUUCAUCUUGCUCUUCAGAACUGUAGGGAAAAACUCCAGCUAGGCCUGUGGCACUCACAGGGGCACAGCCUUCUCCCUGACAGCGGAGCGUCCUGUCCCCUCGCUCCUUGCACAGCGCGAGCCUGCACCCAAAGGUAGGACUGUCCACGUCGUUAAACUGUUCUUUCUCCAGGAAGAUGCCUGGCACUUCACAGUAACGUGGGUGAAAAUUAUCAUGGGCUGAACUGGUUUGCGAGGAAGAAAAAAGAAUUCUAAAGCUAGCCUAGGAGAAAUGGCUUCAAUAAGGUAGGGUGAAAAUGAAAAUAUAAAAUAAAGAAGAAAAUGUCAAGUCAUGUAAAAGCGCCUUGUAUUUUGUCAAUCCACCCCUCUCCUUACUACUAACUUAAAAAAAUUUAUUAAAAAUCUUUAAAAAUA
Molecule: messenger RNA, 6938 nt
Organism: Artibeus jamaicensis (Jamaican fruit-eating bat)
Lineage: Eukaryota; Metazoa; Chordata; Mammalia; Chiroptera; Phyllostomidae
Gene: MPDZ
Product: multiple PDZ domain crumbs cell polarity complex component
Exons: 46
Coding region: 330-6449 (2039 amino acids)
Molecular function (GO): protein binding
Source: RefSeq, a predicted model, not a curated record